Molecule: messenger RNA, 2237 nt
Organism: Prorocentrum cordatum
Lineage: Eukaryota; Dinophyceae; Prorocentrales; Prorocentraceae
Source: the annotation of a GenBank genome assembly
AUUUUGGUUCAAGCCAUUUUUUGGUUCAAGGCAGAUCCCACUGAAGCGGCCCGAGUCCAAGGCAGCUACAGCGUUCGGCCGAAGUAUGCUUGAUGGACGUGUUUGGCUCUGCAGUUUCAAUGUUCUCGCAGUCGUUGCCAUUGCCUGGCGGGCGCGCGCUCCUUGUCGAGAUGUCCAGUUACCACGAGUGAGAUCGAUGUUUUCUUCGUUCCAUGCCACGAUGAAGCGGGUACUCUGCAUGACACCACCGCACCCGUUGCAUCGUCAUUUGAAGGGUAUGGCAGACAAGCGACUUAAUGAGCAACUUGUUUGGGGGUGCCCCUGGACUCUGUUUGCAGCCGUCUGUUACAAUUCAAUUCAGUUGUAUCAAGACGAUACGUCCCAGCUCACGCACUACAUGAACUUAGGAAUGGGAACCUUUGCUAUGCUGGGCGCCGUCAGACCGGAUUGGAUGACCCCGAAAGUCUUUCUCUGUUUCCAUUUCUGUGUCUAUGUCACCUUCAUCAUUAUUGCGAUCAAUACCACAUCCAGAAUUGAGUUCUUGAAUGCGAGCCGCGUGAGAAUAUGUUUCCGUUCCAUGUUCUGUUUAAUACACGCAAAGCCCAUGUUGUCCUUGUGUUUUGGCAGUGUGUACGUCGCAGUUGUCUCAGCUUUUGCUCCGUGGCAUGACCCUGUAGACGUACGUCAGGAAUUGCUUGUCACAUUCUUUGUUAGCAUCUCAGCAGCCGUCGUCGCAUGGUCCCGCGAUUCAGAGUUUUUGGCAAUUCUGGAGGCCAAGGCGUCACGACAGUUCGAGUCUACAGCGGACGGGCUGCUGUCAAGUGUGUGCGAUGCAGUGGUACAUCUCUCGAAGGAGUUUCAGCUCUCAAAGCCUUGCGCAUCCCUUGCCGCCCUGCUCCUAAGAUCAUCCAGCGAUGUGGCGGCGGGAGUCCACUUUUCCAAUCUAGCGUUUGAUGCCACUGAGAGAGAGCGUCUGCUUCGUUUCUUGGAGCGGCCCAUAUCCGAUACCUACAGCCUCCACAUGUCCUUUAGGGAUUCAUGGGGCAUGCCGGUAAAAGUUGAGCUCUUUCACGCCCGGGGCGUUGACAUACACGACGAGUUGAUCCACAUCGUAGGUGUGAAGGAAGAUUCGGAAGAGCCGCGGGCGGCGCGUCCAGGGGUGUUAUGCUGCAGCCCAGAGUCACAGAAUUCAAGCACUUUCGCAGGCAUCCCAGAGAGUUGUAUCAGUAUCUCGACGUCUGAUUCCUCUGGUCUGCUGAUCGACCCCUCGUGCACUGAGAUGGCUGUUCUCAUUGACGCAGAGAGUUCUGGUAUGCCCGUGCUGCGGUGCUCACCCGAUUUCUUGAGUUUGUGUGGACCCAUAUGCGAGGGCCCAAAGCUGCUGCAGUGGGUCAUUAAUCGUGCCGACUUUAUGGGUUGGGCGGACACGGCCUACAACGAUCUGCUUGAUGCUCGUGAUGUAGACCUUGUGCAGGGUGAUGUUCUGGCUGCACAGCCAUUCCGAAUCCGCCUCAAGCUGCCUCACAUGGGCCCGAGAGUCCUCGAAGUAUCGGCGAACGCAAAGUUCAAAUUUCCAUCAUUCGAAGACCCACCAGAGGGUGACGAUGGCGGAGUGGCCAUUGCUCAAGGGAUCUUGUUGAUGCUGGAGGACGUCGUCUUCCUCCGCAGGGGACGUCGGGCACCGAGGCUGUCAUUGUGAUUUGUUGCAUGUGUGACGUGAGGGGCAGGGGCCCGCCAGCCGUUCCUACAAUAACUGCUUCAAUCCCUCAAUGUUUCCCAACCAUCCUGUGGUGUUGGUCCUCGUUUUGAAGAGACAGCGCCCCGCGUCCCACCUCCUUCCUCCUUCCUCCUCCUCUCCUCCUCACCUCCCUCUCCUUCUUCCCUCCUCCUCCCCUCCCCUCAAGCACGCCUGCCAAUACAGCAUCCAAAUGUUCCGCCGCCAGCGUCGCUCGCCAUGGCAGGCCAGUUUUAAAGUUCCGUCGUCCUCACCUGUGGGGCGCGACGUUUUGUGGCGUCCGAUCGGACCUUUGCUUGCUUGCUUGCCAUCAGCCGAGAGGCUAACUCCAAGGCGGGGGCCCCCAGUGACGGCUGCUCUUGCAAUCCCGAGAGCACGACAUCGCCAUCAGUGAGACGGCAAAGCAAUUCAACAGCCAUGUCGUCCAACUACUUCGUGUCUUGUGAGGCACCAGACUGCAAGCCCGUGGCAAGGCCUUCGUAAGCAGCCCCUAGAACAGAGG